This is a messenger RNA of Solanum lycopersicum (tomato), 1378 nucleotides long. Its product is annotated as BIIDXI-like protein At5g11420. The record is from RefSeq and is a predicted model, not a curated record. NCBI's taxonomy places the organism in Eukaryota, Viridiplantae, Streptophyta, Magnoliopsida, Solanales, Solanaceae.
AGUUUGCUAGUUUUCAUUGUGCACAUAUCCCUCUCAUACAUAUAAUUAAUUUGGAUAAUAUACAUGGAAGAAGCUAUGAAAAUGAAGAAGGUUGUUAUAGUUUUGGUGAUUCUAUGUGCAACUCUCCAAAUUGGUUCAUCUCUAAUUGAUGGAUUAUUACCAAAUGGUAACUUUGAGCAAGGUCCAAAAUCAUCACAAAUGAAGAAUACAAGAGUAAUAGAUCCUCAUGCUAUACCUCAUUGGGAACUCUCAGGUUAUGUAGAGUACAUAAAAUCAGGACAAAUGCAAGGUGACAUGUUACUUCCAGUACCACAAGGGGAUUAUGCUGUUAGGCUAGGUGAAGGUGCAUCACUCAAAACCAAAGUCACAAGUGUCACAAAAGGAACAUUUUACUCCCUAUCUUUUGUGUUUGCUAGGACUUGUGCUCAAGAAGAGAGACUUAAUGUGUCAGUUUCACCUAAUAGUGAACCAAAAGAUUGGGGUAUGUUGCCAUUACAAACAAUGUAUAGUAGUGAUGGAUGGGAUACUUAUUCAUGGGGUUUUUUGGCUGAGGCUAAUGAGAUUGAUAUUGUGUUACAUAAUCCUAUUGCUCAUGAGAAGGACCCUGCUUGUGGACCACUUAUUGAUUUUGUUGCUCUCAAGGCUUUGAAAACAACACAUAGACCAAAAGACAACAUGUUGAAAAAUGGAAACUUUGAGGAGGGUCCAUACAUCUUCCCUAACACAAGUUGGGGUGUUCUAAUUCCUCCCAACAUAGAAGAUGAUCAUUGUCCAUUGCCUGGAUGGAUAGUUGAGUCUCUCAAGGCCGUAAAAUACGUCGACGCCGAUCACUUCACGGUUCCCGAGGGCAAGCGAGCCAUCGAGCUAGUCGCGGGACGAGAAAGUGCAAUAGCACAACAAGUGAUCACUAAAACCGGAAGGAUUUAUGAUCUCAUAUUCUCAGUUGGUGAUGCUAACAAUGCUUGUGAAGGGUCUAUGGUUGUUGAGGCAUUUGCUGGCAAUGUUGCAUUACAGUUUCAAUAUGUGUCUAAAGGCAAAGGUGGGUUCAAACGUGCUAAGCUUAGGUUUACAGCAAUGUCUCAACGCACUAGGGUUAGGUUCUUGAGCUCCUAUUAUCAUAUGAAGAGUGACAACUCUGGCUCCUUGUGUGGUCCUGUCAUCGAUGAUGUUAGGUUAGUCAGCGUUCGCAAUCCACGUAUCCCAUAGGUCAAUUUACUACGUUAUAUGUGUGCCUCUUUGAAAUCAUCAUCUAUAUUAUAGUGCAAUUGUUACUAAGCAAGAGAUUUAAAUUAUUUGGUGUUUCAGUGUAACGUCUUACAUGUACUUAUCAAAAUUUCAAGAAAUCAAAUGAAGUUAUGUUAGUCUAUUUAUUCCACGA